GAACGAGACAUGGAUGGCACGUAUUGAACGCUCGCUUGGUUGGUGCUACUGCUAUGCUGGAGGCGACAGUCCUGAGAACCGAUACCAGUAUUAUGGAGGAGUCGGAGCAUAGGAAGGGUUCAUCGGUAGUCCAAAGCCAAGACGUAUUUAUCGCGACCAAGUUCACAGUCCUCGGACUUCCUCUCCUCCCACAUAUCUCGAUCCCUAGUGUCAAACAUGUCAUCGAAGGCCGAAUACGAGCAUCGCGAGUCUGACGAGUAUCUUCUCAAGCCAGACCAAUAUGUCCAGCAGAGCCAUCGUUCACGCCGAUGGGCGUUCCUCCGUCCGCUCAUCUAUGUCGGGGUGGUCAUUGUCGGCUUCGUCGAGAUAAUUGUUCUGUCUGUGUACCUAGUUGAGAUGAGCCGGCAGCCGGCUCUACGCGAUCUAAAUGGCUUGGUUCCUGAUUUUCCCACUCAUCAAGUUCUUUUCCGACUUGAUCCCAUGGCGGUUUCCGACCACCGAACUGAAAAGUCCAAAAGCGCGACGAAGGAGAACUGGCUCUCGUAUAUGCCUCGAGGCAAUGGGUUCAUCGAGGUAAACCACACAGAGCAACUUCAAUACGUCCUGUCUCCGCCAAUCGACAAAUUUGGGAAGAAUCUCUACGCGGUUGCAGUCUUCCACCAGAUGCAUUGCCUGUACGCGAUCAUGGCCGCAUACGACGAUCUCGUCGCAGGCAAAUCUUCCAUGCACAAAUCCCGCGACGCACAUGAGCAUGAUCACUUUCAUCACCAUGAGAAUACCGACGGAGACGAUCUCGAAGGUCCCCACGGUCAUGUUAAUCAUUGUUUCCAGUACCUGCGGGAGUCAUUGCUUUGCUGCGGGGACACGGCCCUGGAGGGUCAGGGUCAGAGGAAGCAACCAGGAACCGACGGAACGGGUGCGGUGCAUGAAUGUAAGGACUUUGAUGCGAUAAUGGCCUGGGCAGAUGAAAGACGGAUCAUGGAUGGUAAACACCCGUAA
Molecule: messenger RNA, 999 nt
Organism: Aspergillus homomorphus CBS 101889
Lineage: Eukaryota; Fungi; Ascomycota; Eurotiomycetes; Eurotiales; Aspergillaceae
Exons: 4
Coding region: 217-999 (260 amino acids)
Biological process (GO): mycotoxin biosynthetic process
Source: RefSeq, a predicted model, not a curated record